UAGAGCCAAAUCGACAAAUUGAUAAUGCAGCUUAAUAUACCGCUUUUAAAAGUAUAUAUUUCCAACUAUAGUAAUCAGUUCAGUGUCUGUGCUCGAGCAAAAUGAUUGGUGUGGCCAUAGCGAUAUUGUUAAUAAUAUUAUUAUGUGUGCGCUUGUACAAAAAUGCAUAUAUAAAGCCUGGUGAUAAUUUCCCACCCGGACCACCAAGCCUACCCUUGUAUGGCGCAUACUGGAUCGUUCUCAUGAGGCAAAUAAACAACCUGGGUGGCUCAUUGAGAACUCUUGCCAAGGACUACAACACUAAAAUUCUCGGCUUCUACCUCGGCUCCUACGCGACCAUAGUGAUUGACGAUCCAGAACUGAUCAAGAAAGGCCUGUACAAUGAGGACUUUGAUGGACGCUUAGACAUUAUCAUAGCACGCCUGCGUUCGUAUUGGAAAAAGCUUGGUAUCUUCUUUACUGACGGCUACUUCUGGCACGUGCAGAGAAGGUUCUCCUUGCGAUACAUGAGAGACUACGGCUUUGGAAGACGAGCGGAGAGCCUGGAGACUGUUGUUGCAAAUGAAACUAAGGAAAUGAUCGAUAUGGCGAGAAAUGGUCCUAAAUAUCCAACUGAAAAUGAAUUGGUGAAAGGGGACUUGAUAUGCCUACAACACUAUUUCGACGUACCAUUUAUGAAUGGUAUGGUACACAUUUUCGCCCGCACCACAUUGCCCAGGUCGGAGUACAAAGUUCUAUGGGACCUAGCUAGAGAAGUCAUGCUCUUCCAACGAGGAUCCAACGAUUUCGGAGGCGCUAUAACUUUGACGCCGUGGCUGAAAGAUGUUCUACCCGGCUACAGUGGGUACAGGGACAUGAGAAGGGGAAACCAAGCUUUGUUGGAUUUCUUUGAUAAAUUUAUAAAGCAAGCAAUGGCAACGCAUGACGUCAAGUACGAUCGUCAUUUCUUGGAUGUUUACAUUAGAAAGUGGAAAGAAGAGCAAGAGACCGUCAGACGAACGACAUUUUCAGAGCACCAGUUCCAGCUCGUCUGUACUGACUACAUGUUCCCAGCGUCCAGCGCGGUUCAGGCCGUACUUACAUUUUUGGUCGAAAGGCUGUUGCUGCAACCCGAAAUUCAAGACAAAAUUCACGAGGAAAUCGACAGAGUGGUCGGAUGCGACCGCAUGCCAACGCUAGAUGACAGACGGAAUAUGCCGUACACCGAAGCGUGCAUCCGAGAGAUCAUGAGGUAUGAGCCACUGGUGCCUCUUGGAGUGCCUCAUAGAGCUAUGAAGGCUUCGAAGUUUGGGGGAUAUGACAUACCUGAGAACUGCGUAGUUUCCUUUAACUACCUUUCUUUGCACCACGACAAAGAAACCUGGGGCGAUCCAGAGAACUUCAGACCAGAGCGCUUCAUCGAGGACGGGCAGCUACAAGUAUCCAAGGAUAAAUCCCUACCUUUUGGAGCCGGCAAGAGGCUCUGCGCAGGAGAAACUUUCGCUCGGCAGUCGAUGUUCCAAGUGUUCGCCGCAUUCAUGCAAGCGUUCAGCGUCUCCACGGCAGACGGGAAGCCAUUGAAGCAGCCCAUGACAAGAAUACAGGGCAUCAUCACCACGUUGCCAGAGUUUUGGGUCCGCGUCACACCUAGAUUUUAGCGGCCUUAGAUGCCUUACCACAAAAAAAUUAAACGAGCGUUGAACGCUUAUUUUAAACCUGACAGAGUUCCCAUACAAAAACUAUUAAAAGGUCAAUUUAGUCA
Molecule: messenger RNA, 1741 nt
Organism: Maniola jurtina (meadow brown)
Lineage: Eukaryota; Metazoa; Arthropoda; Insecta; Lepidoptera; Nymphalidae
Gene: Cyp304a1
Product: probable cytochrome P450 304a1
Exons: 9
Coding region: 102-1637 (511 amino acids)
Molecular function (GO): oxidoreductase activity, acting on paired donors, with incorporation or reduction of molecular oxygen; heme binding; monooxygenase activity
Source: RefSeq, a predicted model, not a curated record